Paramacrobiotus metropolitanus is the source of this 5665-nucleotide messenger RNA. Its product is annotated as rap guanine nucleotide exchange factor 2-like. NCBI's taxonomy places the organism in Eukaryota, Metazoa, Tardigrada, Eutardigrada, Parachela, Macrobiotidae. The transcript is spliced from 16 exons. Gene Ontology annotation, biological process: positive regulation of GTPase activity; Ras protein signal transduction. The coding region runs from base 1021 to 5376 and encodes 1451 amino acids. The record is from RefSeq and is a predicted model, not a curated record. Gene Ontology annotation, cellular component: apical plasma membrane; plasma membrane. Gene Ontology annotation, molecular function: guanyl-nucleotide exchange factor activity; protein binding.
GCAAGACGAGAGCAGCAUCGGAAAGAUCUCUUGACGCAGUCAAUCAAAAAUUUUAAAAUGGCCUACAGGCUCUUAACACAUGGUUAACCUUGAUAUUGCACCACGAUAAAUAUCGAUGCCACCGCAGAACUGGAUCGCUGACCUACCGUGAUAUCAUCGUGGGCAAAUGUCUGCUUGGAAAUUUGAUCAAUUGUUAAAUUUGAUCAUCUUUCGCUUACGCGUUGCGGAUCUGUUUACCUGGGAUUAUCAUCAACAUCUCUACUGACACAAGCUUGUUAGUGGACAUUCGCCGGACGACGAUAUACGUGAUAUUCGUAACGGAAAUUCUUGUUUCCUGAUCGAAAUCGCGAGAGGAGAUUUUUCCAGUACGUGUGCAAAAUUUCCUAUGCUAAUGCAUUUUCGAUUCGGGAGCGUUGCCGUUGUUGUUGUCACAUGUGCUGACAGGCAGGUUAGAGGUCAGUAACGUCGUUAAAUUACCAUUAUUCCACUGGCUGGCAAUGCGGCAGGAAUCAGAUUGGGGUGAAGAUCUGGCCGGAUGCGCGUCUCCAACUCGCCUAGCAGGCAGACCUCUGGCCCUUUCGGAAUGAGCCGGAAUCUCCUCUCUUCUCUCCCAGCCGCAUCAUCAUCCCCAGUCAUUUAUCCAUAUCCCCCAACCGGCAUCCUUUGACAGGGCACGAUCCCCAGCACGGCUUAGUUAGCAGUAGACGCUCGGCAAUGUCUUGAGUCAGUGGGAAGAUACUGCCACUUCCCCGUCAUUUCCGUCUCCUUGACUGGAUCCAGUUUCGCCGUGUCUGUGCUGCACUGUUCGUACAACUGACUGGCCAUACUGGCGUCGAUUUGUUUGGUGUGUGAGUGUAUGGAAGUCGGUUAACGGAUGUAAGUCUUAGCACUAUAAGGAGUAAGAAAACUACAAAAGUCAAGAUCAGUUACGCUGGAACGUUUGUGGAGUGUAGUAAUUCCACUUGGGUGAAGCUGAGUCGGGAUAGUUGCCGAAAACGGGACAACCGCUGAACAACCGGAAUGGACAGCGCACUGCAAAUCGGUUUGCCGGCUCUGUACAAAGAUCCGCAGCUACGGGGUGAAGAGGAUAUCGAUCGGCUAUUCUACUUACUACGGUCACUUCGCUGCCUGAACACACUGCGGGAUAAUGCCGUGCGGACGUUGUGCCGGGUGGCACGCUACGAAUGUCACGAGGCCGAUGAAGUCCUGUAUCGCCGCGGGGAUGUUUGCCAGUGCUGGUAUAUCCUGCUCAGUGGAUCGACGUUCAUUGAAAGCGCCAUGUUCAUACCGUAUCAAUGUUUCGGUAAACGCUACGGAAAUACCACGGUACGGACCGAUGAAUGCCUUGUGCUGGAGCCAUCGGAAAUUAUAGCGAUUGAUUAUCCGGAUGUGGCCAUGGUUCGUCACCGGAACACCACCAGCACCACCACCGCGGGAGGCACUGGCCCGAUGACGACGGCGCCGGUCCGUGUCAAGACGCGGGAACGUCUGCUCAGCGACAACAGCGUACCCAUGGGUGGUGAGCGGGAGCGGGAUCUACUGUCGUCCGCCUCCUCCUCCAAUCUUCCCUGCGACCGGCUAUCCCACGGAAGCGAUACGAGCAGCGGCGCCUACAGUGCCGCAUCCGAUUUGCCUAUUAGUCACCGGCAUGAUUCCAUGGCGGAGACCGACUCGGAGGAUGAAGUUGAUCUGAUCGAGGACAUGCCGGAUGGGGAGGAAUCCAUAUCGGCGUCAUCGUGUACAUUCCGCGAUACGGUCCGGGAAUUCCUGGAUAAAGAUCCGCUGGAUCGGAGUGAAGAUGAAAUUGAAUAUUUAUUGGAUUUUAUGCAGCGUCUGCCGGCAUUCGCCAGCUAUACACAGAGUAUUAAGCGCCUAUUGUGCCAGGUGAUGCGGUUCGCGUACGUCAAAGACGCGGGAUGUAUUGUGAUGAGUGACGGUGAAGAGUUGGACUCGUGGUCCGUGAUUAUCAACGGCAGUGUCCAAAUUGAAUUUCCCGAUGGGGAAAUUGAAGAGCUGAAUGUGGGCGACAGUUUCGGCAUCACGCCCACCAUGGAGAAACUGUAUCACCGUGGUAUAAUGCGAACAAAAACCGAGGACUGCCAGUUUAUUAUUGUCGCCCAGCAAGAUUACUACAAUAUCCUCAAUCAGACGGAGAAUCUCACGCGGAAGAUUGUGGAUGAGGAGGGCCGGGUGGUGAUGAUGGUGGAGAAUCGGAUACUGGACGCCAGCGGAAGACGGGGGCCGGUUGUUAUCAAGGCGACGGCCGAGCGUCUGAUUAAUUAUUUGGCGGAGGAGCAUUCCGUUAGCGACCCGUACUACAUUGAGGAUUUUCUCUUGACGUAUCGGACAUUCUUGACAUCACCAACGGAAGUCUCUGAUCAGCUGAAGCAGUGGUAUGCUGACCCGUUACUGCGUGAUCGGGCAACCCGCAUCGUCCUGCUAUGGGUCAACAGUCAUUUUAUUGAUUUUGAAUCACAUCCGGACCUGAUCGGGUUUCUGGAUUGGUUUCAACUUUCCCUGGAAUCUCAUAAGAAAAUCCCCCAGCUGAAGAUGCUGCAUAAGGCCUUUGAAGUUAAGCCGCGGACACGGAAUAUCACGCUGACCAGGAGUACGCGCGAGGAGAGUCUCAAUUUCUCCAUUCUGGGCGGAUGGGAUCGCGGGUUUGGGAUCUAUGUCUGUGAUGUGAAGAAGGCCAGUAAGGGAGAGGAAUUGGGACUGCGGAAAGGCGAUCAAAUUCUGCAGGUGAACGGUGUACGCUUCGAGCACAUCAACCACAGCCGGGCACUGGAAGUGCUACGGAAAGCCACACAUCUCAGCAUCAGUGUCAAGAGUAAUCUGUUGGGCUACCGGGAGAUGCUGUCAACACCGGCGGAUGCCUCACCGCGGCAUCGUUCCCGUUAUCAUCGCAGCCAGCAGUCAGCGGAUGUCGUCGUAGUGGGCGCACAUAAUCGGCUUUCCAGUUGCGAUCUGGAUGGACUGGAAUUGGAGCAUGUGGCCACGUCGCCGGCGCUGUUGGUGCUGCCGGCAACCCCCUCUCCGCCACAGCAACAACAACCGGUGUUAAAUGCCAAUGGGGAGACGAAAAAAGGCUUCAUGACGCUCCGGCCGAAAUCCGGAUUACGGAAGGCACUAAUGAAAAUGAAUAUCAUCUCCCGGGAUUUGCCCAGGGAAUACAUGGAAGAGAAUACUACAUAUCAAGCGAUAUCCACCGAUCCCACCGGUGGCGCCCUUUCGGCCCCGAAAUCGGGAAAACUGCAGCACAGUCGGAGUAAUCCAGAUUUAUUGGCUGCCGCUCCGCACGAAGAAGUGGUGACCGUGAAAACGGUUAGCAGCACAAGCCAAGAAUUUCCUGAUCAUGUCAUCAAAGUUUAUCGCCCCGAUCAGAUCUACAAAUAUCUCCUGGUCCAUAAAGAGACGACAGUGCGGGAAAUUGUGAUGCUGGCGCUGAACGAAUUCGGCAUCACGGAAACCAGCCAUAAUUAUAGUUUAUACCAGGUAUCGGUGGAGGCACAAAAUGUCAUUAUCCAGCGCCGCUUGCCGGACGAAAUGCAGGGCUUAGCGGAUUCCCUGCCGCUAAACGCGCGCAUCUACCUCAAGAAUCUCCACCUCCAAGAAACCCUCGUGGCCGACGACGUGGCGCCGGAAAUUUGGCGGGAAUCACAAAUCUCAGUGCUGCAGUUGGACGCCCAUGAAAUCGCCGCCCAGCUGACGCUGCAGGAUUUCUCCGUCUUCAAACAAAUCGAGCCGACGGAAUUCAUCGACGAUCUCUUUGGCCGCUACUCUCCCCCAUCCGCUCCCAGCACCCUGCGGCAAUUCGAAGGCGUGGUCAAUCGGGAGAUGUUCUGGGUGGUGACUGAAGUCUGCUCGGAGAGCAACAUCAACAAACGGGCCCGCUUGUUGAAGCUGUUUAUUAAGAUCGCCAAAUAUUGCCACGAAGCGCGGAAUCUGAAUUCCUGUUUUGCCAUUCUCAGCGGGCUGAGUCACGGCUGUGUGUACCGGUUGAAAUCCACCUGGGAGAAGGUGCCACAGAAGCAUCUGAAGACACGGGAUACGCUGAGUAAUCUCAUGGAUCCAUCGCGGAAUAUGUCGAAAUACCGGCAUUUAUUGUUGAAAUGGUCAGCUACGCCGCCGCUGAUCCCGUUCUACCCGAUUGUCCGGAAGGAUCUGACGUUCCUGCAUGAAGGCAACGAGACCAGCGAUGGGCAGCUGAUUAAUUUUGAGAAACUGCGGAUGAUCUCCAAGGAAAUCCGCCAGCUGAAAGCCUACACCAGCGUUCCCUAUGAUCUCCAUGAAGUGUUUGACGGAGCGUGUGCGCCGCGUAAUCACGCCUUCAACACGAUGGUGGGCACCGCGCACACCGCCAAGAAAACCCACGGAUCCCGCUCGUUGCCGACGCGGAAAAAGGUCGCGGUGGGGUUGAGCGUUUCAGCCAAGAAACUCUACGAGGAAGCGCAGAUGGUUCGCAAAGUGAAACAGUAUUGGAAUAACGUGAAGAUCACGGAGAAUGAAGCGGAGCUGCAGGAGAAAUCGCUGGCGUGUGAACCGUCGACGGCCAGUGUGGUGAAACGACAGACGUCGGCGCCGGAACCCAUGCAUUUUGCGGUGGGACCGAAGUUCGGCCAGCAGUCACCGCAGGCGGUGCGCAAGUUGAUGGCGUUGUCGGAUUCCUCCAAAAUGCGCACACAUCACGGGAGGAACGCGGGCGGUGGCGGCGGCGGACACCAUCAUCCCAGCCGAUCGCCGGCCACCAGUCCCAAACCGCCCAUGAACCGCGGUUAUCAUGCGCGGAUGCAGGCGGAUAUGGUGUCGUUCGGGCACACUCUGAAGCCGCCGUAUGCGCACGGGGCCAUGAUUCCGGUGGAUUUAUCGGUGGAGAGCUCCAGUGUCACGGCGCUGGUGGGCAGCGGAAUGGCGCUGCGAAAAUCGCAAUCAGGAUCCGUAACAUCGUCCGACUCGGUGGCCGGUCAUUCCGUCGCCGAUUCCGGUUUAGCCUCCAGCUCCCUGGACAGCUGUCCGAGCUCCGUGAACAGUUCCCCCUCCCUCAACCGACCUCCUUCCCCGCCGCCGUUGCAGUCCGCCACGACGGCACCGCCUCCCAUUCCCCCGGCCCGCAACAGCCGGAACGCCAUGCUGCCGCCGCAGCUGCCGCCGCGCGAUGGCCUGUCCUAUAUUCGUCCGCGUGCCUCCCGCCCACCGGAUUACGAAGCGGCCACGCAGGCGCGCAGCAAGCCGACGGUCUAUUCCUCCAGUGUUCCUGCGCCGCCGCCGCCGGGCGGCAGUGCUCAGCUGCUGAAUAAUAUUGUGGUGUCGACGCUGCGACGGCCGCCUCUCAUCGAUGUGACGGGUGAUAAUGAUGGAACGGCUUCCACUGUGUGAAAGAAUAGAUUAUGUGUGUCGUUUUGUUGUAUUUGUAUAACUGCACAAUUGGCCCGUAUACGUUUUUCUCUUGCGAAGUUUUCAGUGUUUUUAAGACAUGAGGAUUUCCUACUAUUGUAUAUGUCUGUAAAUUUUGGUUGUUUUUUGUGCUGUCUAAUAGUAUUUUGCAAGUCUCGAAAGUUUAGUAUUACGUUUAGAGAUUUAAGGAAACUGCUGACAUUGAUGGGCGGUCUGUUGUGGACAAAUAAUAUUGCGCUCCGUCAGAAAGGUUCUUUUCCUUCAGUUCAAC